Molecule: messenger RNA, 1616 nt
Organism: Carassius carassius (crucian carp)
Lineage: Eukaryota; Metazoa; Chordata; Actinopteri; Cypriniformes; Cyprinidae
Product: erlin-2
Exons: 13
Coding region: 554-1549 (331 amino acids)
Biological process (GO): SREBP signaling pathway
Cellular component (GO): endoplasmic reticulum membrane; endoplasmic reticulum
Molecular function (GO): ubiquitin protein ligase binding; cholesterol binding
Source: RefSeq, a predicted model, not a curated record
UGUAGCCCUCAUUCGUGGCUUUGUAUUACUGUAAUUUCCUUCUGUGAUUACCUUUACAGGCAAAACAGUGUUGUUAUUUUUUAACUAAAACUCAAACUUCUAAAUAUAAUUUCAGAUAACUGAAAAAAGCUGAAAUAAAAAUGUAAAUAUAGGAAACAAUGAACGUAAAAUGUAAAUAGUAAAACGCUGAAGAACUACAAUUAAAAAAACUAAAUAUGAAAUAAAAAUUCAAAAUAGCUGUAAUAAAAAUUCAAAAUAGCUGCAAUAAAUGCUACAACAGUUUAUAAUUACUAUUCAAAUAACACCAAGGCAAAUGAAUCAGGGUCAGCGCCGAUCCUGUUUUUAUAAAAAGGUAUUUGUCGCCAUCUAACGGUGUGAUGCUCUAACAACAGCGGAAAAUUAGGUUAAACUGUAGUGACGUCAGACGCAGAAGAGCGUCGCUGUAUUUUCCUCAUCGAUCGCAGGUGUCUACCGGCCAUCUGGAAGGAGUUACAGUACGUACUUAGAUAUUGACCAGGCUGGAAAAUUGGCAAGGACCAGCAACCACUCCAGAAUGACAUUGGGAGCUGUUGCCUCUGUGAUCCUCGCCAUAGGAGGAGCCGCAGUGUUUUCUGCUCUUCAUAAGAUUGAAGAAGGACAUGUGGGUGUUUACUACAGAGGUGGAGCUCUGCUGACCAUCACCAGUGGUCCUGGCUUUCAUCUGAUGCUGCCGUUCAUUACUUCAUUCAAGUCCGUACAGACAACCCUACAAACAGAUGAAGUAAAGAAUGUUCCAUGCGGCACAAGUGGAGGUGUGAUGAUCUACUUUGAUCGCAUUGAGGUGGUAAACUAUCUUGUUCCCUCAGCAGUUUAUGGCAUUGUGAGAAACUUCACUGCCGACUACGACAAGGCUCUGCUUUUCAACAAGGUACACCAUGAGCUGAAUCAGUUCUGUAGUGUGCACACACUUCAGGAGGUCUACAUAGGUCUAUUCGAUCAAAUAGAUGAGAAUCUUAAGCUCACGCUGCAGCAGGAUCUCACCAGCAUGGCCCCCGGACUCAUCAUUCAGGCGGUCCGUGUCACCAAGCCAAACAUUCCAGAAAGCAUUCGCAGGAACUAUGAACUAAUGGAGAGUGAGAGAACGAAGUUACUGAUUGCAGCUCAGACUCAGAAGGUUGUAGAGAAAGAAGCAGAGACCGAGAGGAAAAAGGCUGUCAUUGAGGCAGAGAAGGUGGCUCAGGUAGCUGAAAUAAAAUUUGGACAGAAAGUUAUGGAAAAAGAAACAGAGAAAAAGAUCUCAGAAAUUGAAGACAGCGCUUUCCUUGCUAGGCAGAAAGCAAAAGCAGAUGCAGAGUUUUACACCGCACAGAGAGCAGCAGAGGCCAACAAGCUGAAGCUGACCCCUGAAUAUCUCCAGCUGAUGAAAUUUAAGGCAAUAGCAGCUAAUAGUAAGAUGUACUUUGGAAGUGAGAUCCCUCAUAUGUUCAUGGACUUGGGACCGAGAAGCUCCUCCUCAGCUGCCUCCAAAGCUAUAGACGCCCUCUCAGAGGGCAUACUGGACCUGGAAUGAUGAGAGAAGUUGUGUUGUAGCACUGAGGAUAAAUUAACAGGUAGUAAAAGAGACGAAUGGCAAGUCA